Molecule: messenger RNA, 357 nt
Organism: Thlaspi arvense
Lineage: Eukaryota; Viridiplantae; Streptophyta; Magnoliopsida; Brassicales; Brassicaceae
Source: the annotation of a GenBank genome assembly
AUGGUCUUACAUCCAAGAGCUUCCAAUUUGGAUCCUAUGGCGUCUGUGGAAGAGCAGAAACCUCCUUAUCUUCCAACGGCAAAAUAUUCCGUGACAAAAGAGUUUACAAUUAGCAAGACGGGAUUUCAAAGAAUGGACGGAUAUGGAAGAUUAUUCACGCUGUACCCAAACUGUAGCAAGACAACAAGGCUUAUCUUUCAAUCAAACAAGAGUUGGCGGAAAUUCAGCAACCAGAAACGUAUCAAUCUCAAAGGAAAAAUGGAAAAAGCCACCAGCAACAUGGAUGAAAUACAACUACGAUGGAUCUUUUAUAAAUUCAGAUACAUGUUCGCAAGCUGGAUGGGUUAUACGAAAUGA